Messenger RNA from Lizanozyma spartinae, 2373 nucleotides. RefSeq lists its product as uncharacterized. Gene Ontology annotation, cellular component: nucleus. The record is from RefSeq and is a predicted model, not a curated record. The coding region runs from base 1 to 2373 and encodes 790 amino acids. Gene Ontology annotation, molecular function: 5'-flap endonuclease activity; 5'-3' DNA exonuclease activity. Lineage: Eukaryota; Fungi; Ascomycota; Pichiomycetes; Serinales; Debaryomycetaceae. Gene Ontology annotation, biological process: mismatch repair; DNA double-strand break processing; DNA recombination. The transcript has a single exon.
AUGCCUAUAACAUCACUCGAAUCGUUUUUAUUUGAGCGGAAGCUUGUCAGCAGCUGCCCCAUUGAGAUCUUACAGAAUUCCACCAUCGGUAUUGAUGUUGAUCACUAUUUAUAUCGAAUUUAUACGUUUAAGAAGGAACAAUUUUUACCUGGAAUUGGAGGUGUACCCUCCAGUUUGAAGGACUACAUUCAUCUGGAUUUACAGGUGUUCAAGGAGUUCAAUAUUAAGCCCAUAUUUGUUAUUCCCGGAAUGAAGAUCCAAAUCCAGAAACAUGACUAUAAAACCGGUGAAUUGAGCCAACAAGAACAACAUAUUGAAACCACUUGGAUGAAAUUAAGUAAUAAACCUCCUUAUUCUUACAAUAAUAUGGAAUCCUUUAGAUUGUAUAGUGAAUCAUUACCAGUUAGACCCAUGAUUCACGAUUUAAUUACUUAUUUUAUUGAUAUUGGAGUGGAUUAUAUGGUUGCACCUUAUGAUGUUUCAUUUCAACUUUCUUAUUUAUAUCAAAAUAAUAUUAUAGAUAUUAUUUAUGGGUCCACCGAUUUAUUGUUGACUCAAUUGGAUAAGUUCAUCUUGGGGAUGGAAUUCCAGUCCAAAGAUUUCCGAUUCAUUGAUAAAGCCAAAGUACUUCAUGAUCUAAGUCUUUCUGAACGUCAAUUGAUGGAUUUAAGUAUCUUGGUAGGUUGUGAAUUACAACCGACUAUGUUCCCUAUUUUCCCUCCUAUUCCUAAACCAAAUCUCACCCAACCAUAUCCUCAGUUGAGCUAUUUCAAAAUGGGGUUGGAUAUCAUUUAUCAGUAUUCCUAUAAUAACAACUCAAAUGACUUGUAUGGAUUUAUUAUGGGUUUACAAGAUCCAACAUUAUUAGAAUUGUAUCAAAAGGGUCACACAGCUUUGAAAUGUAUCCCGGUGAUGAAUAAAGAUGGAUAUGUGGAAUUAUAUAACGUGGAAAUGGCCAAAUUGGGCAUCAAGAAUAAUAUUGAUUUCUUAGAACAUGAAAAGGAACCUGAAUCGGAAGAAUCAACUUCAGCUGGUAAUGUUGUUAAAGUCCCUAAUGAUGUUCAUGAUAUAAUUUCUCAGAGAUUACCUCCUGAGUUUUAUUUUUAUCAAUCCAUAGGCCUUUUACCAGUGGGGUUAUUAGAAGCUAUAACUCAAGGACAGUUACAUGUAAGACCACCACUUGAAAGCAGUUUGAAUGAUAAUUAUAAACGGUUAGUGACUUCAAAGUUCUAUACUGAAAGUUUAGAUCGUCAAUUCAAUUUGAUUACCCAAUUAUUAACAAGAUACUACGGGUUCCGGAAAAUCAAUGUUAAAUUUUGGUUCCGAGAUGAAGAAGAGAAAUUAAAUAAUCGCAUGUUUACUCCAGUUUCCAAAAUGGUUGAAAAGUUGUUUAUUCAAGAGGAAGAAUCAUCCAAUGAGUUUAAUUUAACUAAAUUUUGGACUCAGCUUAAUGGAGGCUCAUUUACUGCUGUCAAAAAUAAAAAGAUAACUUCCGUUUCAGACAUUAUUAGUACUAUUUUAUUAAGAGUACUUUACUUGUAUGGGAUUGUCGAUAAUAAAACAUUGAAAUUGACCAAUUUGGGUAAAAUCUUUCAACGAUUUGUUCAAGAGAAUCCUGAAUCGAAUAAUAUUAAUAACUUGAUGCUUUUACUUUUAUUAAUUAAAACUCAGACCAUUAGAUUUGAUGAAAUUAAUAAUGAAUUCACAAGUGUUCCUAAAUUUUUCAAAGAGCUUUCAAAUGAUGAAUCCAUAUCAUUUGAAAAGACUAAAUUGAUUACUAUGAUUGCUAGAGUUUUCACAUUGGUGAAAUUGAAUAUUUCUCCAAUCAAUUAUCAAGGACCAAUUUCCAGAGGGUUACUUAAUUUUAGAUCAUUUGUUGGAUAUGUUUCUAAUGAUUUGAUUCAUUUAUUCGAAUGCUUAUUGGUUGAUUUCAUUGUUCAUGAAGAGAAUAAUGAUCUCAGAAAUUCAUUGAAGAAUAAACAAGAUUGGUACCAAUUGAUUUCUCAAUUACCAUUUUAUAAAGAAGUUCCAAAUACUUUAUUAGGAGUUAUGGUUGAAAUUUACUUUGAAUAUUCAAUUAGACAAGCCAUUGCUGAUCCCACCAAAUCAAAGCAAGAUAUUAUUAAGAACACCAAAGACCAUCUUUUGAAUUUUGUUUAUCAAGUCAAUAAUACUUCCUUUAAUAUCAAUGUUAAUGGUAUUAACUCCAUUAAAGAGAAUACCUUAUUUGAAGAUUUUGGAAUUGGAUUGACAUUAUGGAACGAUUUUGUCAAGAUGAUGAUUAUUGCCAAUGAUAUUGACAACAAAUUGGUAUCUGAUAAUUACUUAGAAAGUGUCAAUGAAGCCAACAAGUUGGUUAAAGAGUUUAUUUAA